Biomphalaria glabrata is the source of this 3544-nucleotide messenger RNA. RefSeq lists its product as uncharacterized. The record is from RefSeq and is a predicted model, not a curated record. NCBI's taxonomy places the organism in Eukaryota, Metazoa, Mollusca, Gastropoda, Planorbidae. The transcript is spliced from 2 exons. Bases 2199 to 3206 code for a protein of 335 amino acids.
CAUCGUCAGAUAACAGAAGUACGGUGACAAAGAAAGUGAAGAGUUUCACGCCAUUGUGACGGUGUCAACUGCGUAUCACAUCUUUAAUGAUGACGAUCGUACUGACAUACCGAGCUACGAAAAGGUGAACGAGAUCUGGAGCCGUUCCACGAUUAAGUUCAAACUCGACUACAACCAGGAACUUAACUCGAGCGAAAUUAUCAGGGAUAGUGAAGGCAGAGAUUCUGAUAAGAGUGGGGAUAGCUUCAACAGCGAUAGCGAUUGCUAUUACGACAACGAAAGGACAUUCAUCGACACGCCUGGUUGGGCAGCAGAAGACACUGUCAGUGGUAGUAGCAGCAGUGAUAGUGAUAUCGACAAGAAAGAUAAACAAAUUACUUUCAAAGGUUCUCAACUACUGGAGACUGACAAAGAUCUUGACUAUUAAAGCGACUGGUGUGCAUUUGAAUGCAAAAUUAAAAAUAAAAGUAAAAUUAAAAUCAUAGAAGAGAGACUCUCAAGUUACCAGUCCUGUAUAUCUCAGCUUUACCAGAAGUCUAAGCUUCACGCUGACAUUAACCUCGUCGUCAUCGGGCAUCCCCACAUUAAACCAAAACGCAUUAGCAUCGGCCAACGCCGGAAGUUCAAGAAGUCUCCGGAAAUGGAAAUUUUGAAAGAGGUCAGGGUCAGAUCUGGUGCCGUUACAGCUACGACAACGUGGUCUGCAAUGGAUUUAGUGGGGCGCCAGUUUUCAUAUGGGGUCAGCCGAGAUCGGGAUUCGGUUACUGGUUUGGCCAUCCGCAUGACCAUUCCGAAACAACGGACGACGAAGAUGAUGAUCACCAGACAGUUUGUGUUGGUUAGAGCACGAUAGGAACAGAAAACAUCGUGUAGAUAGACCCGCGUGAUUAGUGCAUUCUAGGUUGUUUGUUUAAUGUUACAGUAGUUGUUACAGUGCUGUUGUUCUCACGCCAUUCCUAUAUGCAUCAGACUCCUGGACCUUAUACUCCCGCCACAUCAAAAAAGCUAAACUCCUUCCACUUACGCUGUCUAAGGAGUAUCCAUAUGGUACAUCGGUCCGACCACAUACCUACCAGAUACAGAAAUCUUAAAGCUGUCCAACAUGAACAGUACCAAAUGCGACAGUUAAAAGGUCUCAACUUUAAUGGGCGGGACAUGUAGUCCGCAUGCCAGACAAUCGCUUCCCCCAAGCGACUUCUGUACGGGGAGCUGUUCAGGAAAGCGCUCCCAGGGAGAUCAAUAUAAGCGCUAUAAAGACACUAUCAAGAGCUCCUUUAACAUACACGGCUGGGAAGCACUAGCUCUCGAUCGCUUCUCGUGGCGGCAAUCUUUGAGUCUCGGAGUCCCGAGAUAUGAAACAAGAAAAGUGGCCAUCGUGAAAGAGCGCCGAACCAACAAAAAGCUCACAGAAGAAGCAGGCCUAUCUGCAACUGACCAAAACCUACCCAUGCGGUCGGCUUUACAGUCAUCUUCGUGUUCAUAGGCUAUGAGAAAUGUGCUCAACUUCGAUCACGAAGGAGGAGCUAUACAGUUACAUCAGAUCUGGACGAAGUGGUUGUCUCCUCUCCAUUAAGUCUAAAACAGAAUGAUUAUUCCACUUUUAGUCAGGGUAUUGCAAGAUCGUCUGCCGUCACUUAGGAGUACAUAGAAGCUUAAUUUAUAAAGCGCUGAAUAUAUGUACGUGAGUGUGUGUGUGUGUGUGUGUUUCGUGUGUGAAUGUUGUUCAUAUUUACAACUAUAUUUUUUAUUGUUAUAGAAGUUAUGCUGACGUAGACGAUUGUAGUUAAACUAAACGUCCAUUUAAUUGUACCAAUUCAAUUAUCUUUUCUGUUGGAUUUGAAAACAUUGGUAGAAAUGUAACAUGUCUUACAUGGAGGUCAAUGCAUGAUUAGCAAGCUUGUUUGUUGUAUACAGUGUAAAGAGUACGGAGAUAUUUUACGGAAGUUUUUAAUAAAGCAUAUACAAAUGUGUGUGUGUGAAGUUUUCUUUCUUGUCUAAUAUUAAAAUAGUCGUGUCUUUAGGACUAGGAAGUAGUUGCAUUGGGCGUGUUUUGUUGUCAAGAAUAUUGUGUGUUUUACUUCUCGCUUAGUUCCGGUAUUGUUCUUCUAGUGGAGAGGGCGUUCUGGCUGUAGAUUCUGUCUGCGCUAUAGUUCUCACUGCUUCCGUGUUUUAACGGACAUACACACUCACAUUGAAGAAUGGUUUGUGAGAAAAGGCAAUUCCACAGAGACUACAUAAAGUUUGAGGAUUUUAGCAGCAAUCUCAGAGAAGUUUACAAGGAAAAGCUUUUUGAACUUUUUUCAGGAGCGAAUUCUAACGAGCAGUCGAAUUCUUCAGAAGGAUCCCAGCUCCUUAAACCGGAACCAGUCAACAGUCAACUGCUCAUAAAAGACAUAGCAAGCCUGCACGACUUCCUGGUCAAUAUGUCAGACUUGACAGGCUGCUUGCUCAUCAUGACGCGAGACGGGGAAGCGGUCAAGAACACGGGCACUGGUUUCGUUGUGAAGAUACGAAAGGAAGACUGCCACUGUCCUGACCAACAGGGACCUAGUGAAGGACAAACUAGGCACGCUAUAGUUACCAUAUCAACAGCGUAUCACGUGUUUAAAGAGGGUGAUCAAAUGCCUAAUCCUAGAUACGCGGAGGUCAGUCAAGCAUGGGGCUGUUAUAAGGCAGCGUUUAUACUUGACUAUAAUGAAAAAUAUAAAACAACGAAGGAGCUUAUUAACUCUAGCUUCCCGAAACUGUAUGGCGAUAGGCUCGUAGAAUUAGACAAAGAACCUGAUUUGGAUUGUGACUGGUGUGCCAUAGAAUGUUUGACUCAUGAAAGCGAGCUCGUUGAAAGCUUAGAAGGGAAGUUGUCAAAGUACCAAUCAGGAUUGGCUGAACUGUAUCAGAAGUCCCUCACAGUAUACAAGGAUGUCAAUUUGGUGGUUAUUAUCGGACACCCUCACAACUGGUCAAAGAGAAUCAGCAUUGGAAAAACAACAACGGCUAAAGAAGAACUCCGAGUUGUCAGGUCCAACCAGAUUUGGUGCCGCUACUACUACGACACUCUGACUUGCCCAGGAAGCAGUGGUGCUCCGAUUUUCAAAUGGGGGCAGCCGAUAUCUGGGUUUGGACACUGGUUUGGACACCCACACAAUCACGUUGGAAAAUUCGGUCUAGGCGGGAAAAGCACAAUUGGUGUUGAGAAUAUCAUUUAAUGAGUCUAUCCAGUGUAGCUUUAAAACAACUUAGUAUAACAAAUGUACAUGUGUGGAUCCCUCCAAGGCAGAACAGAUGUUCAGACACGCCGAUGCCUCAGGUAUCGAGUUUUAAGUUAGGCUGGUCAAUCAAGCGGGUUUUAAUUACAGUGAUUGGAUUGCGUAUCAAUGAAGAAAUUAUCAACUUUCACUUUAUAAUCACCAUAUAGAAUUAUCAAUUAACUUAUAGGUUAAUCAUUUUGACAAUAUUUUGAGUAAUUGUACAAUAUACAUUCUAUCUAUCUAUCAGAAUCUUUCUCUUUCUCUCUCUCUCUAUUUAUUGUACAUAUAAAUAUAUA